Messenger RNA from Xenopus laevis (African clawed frog), 2342 nucleotides. RefSeq names its product semaphorin-7A (gene sema7a.L). Lineage: Eukaryota; Metazoa; Chordata; Amphibia; Anura; Pipidae. The coding region runs from base 71 to 1942 and encodes 623 amino acids. The record is from RefSeq and is a predicted model, not a curated record. The transcript is spliced from 14 exons.
AGGGAUCCUUUAACUGUACUUUAUAUAUUUGUUACAACAUGGGAGUAUGUAAUGGCUUAUUAUUGGAAAAAUGACUUUAGUAACAUGCACUAUUGAAAACUUGCCCUGCUACUUUUACAGAUGGGAAGUGGUAUUUUGUAACAUCAUUGCAGCAACCUACAUAAGUGUGGUUCAUAUAACUAGUUGUAUGAUUUUCCCACCCUGCAGUGUUUGGUGUUACAUACAGUACCUUUUACUCAUACUGAACCUAUUAUGUUUUUUACAUUUUUGGUACAGUUUGCAAGUAGCUGACUGGAUACAGACAAAAUCAUUGCUAGCAUUUCCAAUGAAGCAGCGCUAUCCUGUAUUUUAUCUUUAUAGCCAGGAUAAGUUGUAUGUUGGAGGCAUGAACGUCCUUUACUUCAUGGAUUUCACAACUAUGGAAGUAAAUAAGACCGUUAUUAAUAAGGAGCAUCCACGUUGCGGGGACACGAAAAACUGUACAAUCUAUGUGACCCUCGUUGGACAAUUAGAAAAAGAUCUGCUUGUCUGUGGUACCGUAGAAACCAUGCCAGCGUGCUGGAAGCUGAAGGAGAAUACUAUUCAGCAGUAUACGCUUGCAGACGAAUUUUCUCCCCGAACACCAGAAACCAACAAUCUUGUUUUAAUUACAGGAAAUGAGGUGUACUCCACAAACAAUGGGAAGACAGUAAAGAAUAUUUUCAAGAAAAUUCAUGGCAAAAAGCCAUUUUUAUACACAGGAGAUGAUCUAAUGAAAAAUCCUCAUUAUAUAAAGGCUCUGGUGGUGGAUAGUGAGGAGGAGGUUCAAGACAAGAUUCUUCUCUUCUUCAUAGAGGAUAAUGAAAAUGUCAGAUCAACAGAGAAAAGAAUUUCCAUGGUGGCUCGUAUGUGUAAGAACGACCCAGGACCAAGUAAAUUGUCUGCUUACAAUAGGUUUAGCACAGCACUGAAGUCCCGUAUGAUAUGUGGGUACCCUAAAGCAAAACAGUAUUUCCCAUACCUCCAGGAUGUUUUCAUGCUAAAGGGAAAAGAGAAGAACCUGAUUUAUGGGUUGUUUACCAAUGCAUGGAAUCACAGUGCUGUCUGCUCUUACAAUCUUUUGGACACUGAAAAGACCUUCGAUUCCUCUUCCUUAUGGAGGGCUCCAAAAACAAACCUACCCAUCAGUCCUGGAACGUGCCUUCAAGGUAAUCGUACUCCAGAAGCCACAUUUGACAGGGCAUCUGAGUUUCCUGAGUUGCAAGACUGGAUAGAACCAUCAGGAAAGGAAGCUGUGUUCCAGAACUCAAGUCACUACAGAAAGAUUGUCGUGGAUGAGGUGGAAGCAUUAGAUGGAAAUAGCUACAGAGUCAUCUUAUUAGCUACAGCAGGUGGAACUGUACAAAAGAUUGUUGAGAUAGAUGAUGGAGUCGUCAGUGUGCUCAAGAUGAAUCCCUUCAAUGAAACAAAAGAGAUCAUAUACCUGACACUGGAACCCAAAAUGCAUCUCCUGUAUGUGGGGACUAACGCUGAAGUGACUCGCCUUCCUCUGGAUGACUGCACUGCAUACAAUGAGACUUGUGAGGACUGUGUCAGGUCCCGGGACCCCUACUGCAGCUGGACAGAAAAUGGGUGUCAGUCUAUCCUGAAACAAAGACGAGGAUCGCAGAAUAUCACACAUGGAGUUGACACCACGUGCUCUGGACAAAGUGAUUUUAAACGAAGGAAAAACAAUUCUAGUUUAACACGUCUUGUGUCUGAGAAUGCCACCUGCAUCACUCGCAACAGCACCUGCACCUGCACCCUCAUACUGGAAGAAAUGCAAAGAAGUAUACCAUGUGUAGCACUCAAACGCUCAGUGAAUGUGGGCAAUGGCUGUGCAGCACACUCCCAACAGCUGAUACUGAUAGCAUUACUCUUUAUGGGCCACCUUAAACUCAUUUUCUUGUUCUUUGGUUUGUAGGCAGAAAUCAGUCAAAAAGGUGGUGAAAAUGGCGGUAGGGUAACAGUUCAAAUUAUUAUUCUAGAAAUGCAGUAUUUCCUCUACAUUACAUCAAAGGUUACUGAAAUAAAUCAUCAAACCUCAGUCAUAUUACAUGCCAAUAAGAUAAGAUACAUGAUUCUGAAUAGUCUGAAGACUGAAAAUCAACAUGUAUGAGUAAAAAACCCCCUACAGAUUUUAUUCAUAACUAAAUAGCUACUACACUGAAUGCAGAAAAUGAUCACAAACAUGUAGCACUGAACGUAUGUAGAACAAUCAUUCCAAAGCCAUCUCUCUACAUAUCACCAUUUUGUUUUAUUGUUUUCUAAUAACUGGAAUUCAUUUCUUAAAAAAGAAGGAAAGCUAACGAGGCAGUUUAUUG